AUGUCCUUGCAGCGUCCCUUUAUGGCAAGCGCGGUUUUUGUCGCCUUACCUGGCCAACCGUCACCCGCAUUUCCACCCAUCCCCUCAUGCACUUUCACCCACAAUUGCAGUGGCCGCACCUUUGUGGGUCAAAUUAUGAAAACCGAUCUAUUCAACUUGGAACUGCAGGUGGAAGAAAUACUAUCAGUUUUCAAGAAUGAAAACGGCAGUACGAUGUUCAACAUCAAGUUCAAGGACCACCCAGACGUGCAACAGAUCGAAGCCAGCGUGGUCAACGUGCACAUUCCUCAAUUGGUUAUCCAGUUCUAUGUGGAAAGACUAACCUUCGAUACCAAUGCCACUAACACAAAAAGUGCCCAAAAAAGAAGAUCUGUUGGGGGGCAGAAUGAUUAUUAAUUAAAUUCAAUUAAAACGACACUCGAAACGAUGUGUUGGGGUCCUUAUCGA
This is a messenger RNA of Drosophila eugracilis, 447 nucleotides long. RefSeq lists its product as uncharacterized. The coding region runs from base 1 to 396 and encodes 131 amino acids. Lineage: Eukaryota; Metazoa; Arthropoda; Insecta; Diptera; Drosophilidae. Gene Ontology annotation, cellular component: nucleus. The transcript has 2 exons. The record is from RefSeq and is a predicted model, not a curated record.